CUUAGAUCCUGUUAGACGCACGGACGUCCACGGACUGGGAGUCUCCCGUCUCUGCCGGGUCGGCCGGGUGUGUGCUGGAUCCCGCAGCAUCCCCCCUGCCCGCAUUCCCGAGGUGGUUCGGCCCGAGAGGCCGGCGUCUUUUCCCCCAGUUUGCCGUUCACCCCGAGCGCUCGGGACUUGCCAGUAGUGGUGACGGCGGCAACAUGUCUGUGGCGUUCGCGGCCCCGAGGCAGCGAGGCAAGGGGGAGAUCACUCCCGCUGCAAUCCAGAAGAUGUUGGAUGAAAAUAACCAUCUUAUUCAGUGUAUAAUGGACUAUCAGAAUAAAGGAAAGACCUCAGAGUGUUCUCAGUAUCAGCAGAUGCUGCAUACAAACUUGGUAUACCUCGCUACAAUAGCAGACUCUAACCAAAACAUGCAGUCUCUUUUACCAGCACCACCCACACAGAAUAUGCCUAUGGGUCCUGGCGGGAUGAAUGCAAGCGGCCCUCCCCCACCUCCACGCUCUCACAACAUGCCUUCAGAUGGAAUGGUAGGUGGGGGUCCUCCUGCGCCACACAUGCAGAACCAGAUGAACGGCCAGAUGCCUGGGCCUAAUCAUAUGCCUAUGCAGGGACCCGGACCUAAUCAACUGAAUAUGACAAACAGUUCUAUGAAUAUGCCUUCAAGUAGCCAUGGAUCCAUGGGCGGUUACAACCAUUCCGUGCCAUCAUCACAGAGCAUGCCAGUGCAGAAUCAGAUGACAAUGAGCCAAGGGCAGCCAAUGGGAAACUAUGGCCCCAGGCCAAACAUGAAUAUGCAGCCAAACCAAGGUCCAAUGAUGCAUCAGCAGCCUCCUUCCCAGCAGUUCAACAUGCCCCAGGGAGGAGGGCAGCACUACCAAGGACAGCAGCCACCUAUGGGAAUGAUGGGCCAAGUGAACCAAGGCAAUCAUAUGAUGGGGCAGAGACAGAUUCCUCCGUACAGACCACCUCAGCAGGGCCCACCACAGCAGUACUCAGGCCAGGAGGACUAUUAUGGGGACCAGUACAGUCAUGGUGGACAAGGUCCUCCAGAAGGCAUGAACCAGCAAUAUUAUCCCGAUGGUCAUAAUGAUUACGGUUAUCAGCAACCGUCGUAUCCUGAACAAGGCUACGAUAGGCCUUAUGAGGAUUCCUCACAACAUUACUACGACGGAGGAAAUUCACAGUAUGGCCAGCAGCAGGACGCUUACCAAGGACCCCCUCCACAGCAGGGCUACCCGCCUCAGCAGCAGUACCCAGGACAGCAAGGUUAUCCAGGGCAGCAACAGGGAUAUGGUCCUUCCCAGGGUGGUCCUGGUCCUCAGUACCCUAAUUAUCCACAAGGACAAGGUCAGCAGUAUGGGGGUUACAGACCAACACAGCCUGGGCCGCCACAGCCCCCCCAGCAGAGGCCGUACGGAUACGACCAGGGACAGUAUGGAAAUUACCAGCAGUGAAGCAGUACUUACAUUCCAAUACCCAGUAUCUCUUAGCAGCCAUAUUGUCACCUCAGCACUGUGGACACCUCCCUGUGAAACGAUCCUUUCAUUCCAUCUAGUUUUUGGAAAAAACCUUGUGGAUAAGUGGCUGUUUCAUCAAUAAGCAGCCUUUGUGGUUUAGUUGUAAAAGGCUUUAGUAGCUCAAAAAUCUUCUUGAUUUCACAUUUCUACUCUAGAUGGCAACAUUGGACAGAAAAUGCAUUGACAUAAUCAGUUUGCAAUGAUUUUGGAACUGUGUUUCAAAUGGACUGUCACAGACUGAAAGGUGUGAACAGCUUUGUAUGUUUAUGAAGGUUAAGGGAAUUUAAUACUUUUCCACAGAUUCUUUUGUAAGGGGAAGAGGGAAAUGUACACUUUUUACAGCAGCAAUAUUUUGUAUAUUAUGUUUAUUUCAUGUGAUGAAUAUGCAAGGCGGUACACUGUGCACUGGACAGAAUCAGAAAUCCUCUGUGAACAUGGACUGGAGCAUAGUAGAUUGUUUGGGUCUCAAAAUGGUGUCUUGUUACGGUAAAGGUGAAAGUGGAGGCAGAGCUCACCGUGUGUCUACUGUUAGGCUCUCCUGGAGGAAUCCAAAUUCCUUUUAUCUCUUAGAUAACAAAGGGCACUGUGAUACAGUUUUGAGUAAAACAACAUUUUUUUUAAAAACCUUCCAGUUUUGUGGUUUAAACCCUUUUUAUAAAGACCGUUUCUAAUGCUGUUUUAAAAUGUGAGGCAAUAAGAAUUACUUUGUUUGAUUUUAAGUAUUUGGUGACAGUUUCAUGUAACUGAAGUGGUAAUCCUCUCUCAAGAUAGCAAUAACUAAAAGUGGAAAGUGUUAAUUUUAUCUUGUUUAAGUGAUCAGGGAACUUAAUAAUAUCAAAACAUUUUAUAAUUGAUAUCAAAGAGGAGUCAGCCUUGACCCAGGAUUUUAUUUUUUAACAUUUGAAAGAAUUGGUUUAUAUGAUAAAGUGUUAUUUCAGCUUUCUUAACUGGAAAUGAUGCCAUUUAUGAAGGGGUAUUUUUAUGUUUCCCAUUUUUUUAUGUUAAUAACAGAGAUGUUUGGGAAACUGCUUAUUGAUGAGGCUUAUUCUGGGAUUUGUACUAAAAGCAUAGAGGUUGUAUUCUAGAUAAUCUUGUUUAUAAGCAUGGCAUAAUUAUUUGAGACUGUCCUGUGCCUGAUUAUUUUAGCUCAAUUCAGGGAUGUUACAUUGGGCAGGAAAGCAUGCACUGAGAAAUUUCUGACCACAGUUAUUUAAGCAUAGUCUGAAAAUAUCUAGCCCAAAGGUAAGUUCCUAUUUUCAUCAUAGUUGCCUGUGCCCAUGGAAUAAGGUGUAUUCUUUAUAAUUGAAUUGGUUUUUCCCACUUCUAACUGGAAACAAACAGGGGGAGGGAGGCAUGAAUUUGAAUCAGCAGAAUAUUACUGUUCUCAACAUGCUGUAAUCAAAAGGAGGAAUUUCGGUCUGUCUGUGUGUGUAUGAGCGUGUGUGUGUGUCGGUGUAUGCGUGUUUUAAGGUCAGAAUUGGUUUUCUUUCAUCUUGGUCAGUGGAUAAUGGGCAUCAAGUUUGAACAGAUAAAGCAUAAACAGCCUUAUUGUGAUUGAAAUGCUUACAGAUUCUGUGCCAGUUUUCCACCACUGUGUAGUUUGUUGCUAUUUAAAACUGUAUCAACUCUAACGGAAGAAUAAAUUAUUUGUGAUUUUAAUUUUCUCAUUUGUUUCUUUAAAUUAGAUCUCUUUGACUCUCUUGUUUUGUCUGGAGACUGUGCUGUGGGUUUUUAUGUAAGUUAGUCCGGUAUAAGCAGACUUUAUUUGCAUUCUAGGACUUUAUCAAAAUUCUCUUGCCAUGCCCAAGUUAAUUAGAAUUAACUGUUCAGUAAUCAGCAUGUUGUGUAGGCUGUUUGUUACAGAAUUCUUUUUCUGAAAAUGAAGUCCAUGAGGCUGUAAUCAAGAUGACUGAAUUAGAUAAAUGAGUUGAGGAGACAAAAUUGUGCUGAACCCAACCUGGUGUAGAUACGUUAUCUCAUUUGAAAUAAGCUCAACUGACAUUAAGAAAUAAUUUGUCUUGCCAACCCAUCUUCUGUUGUCUUAUUCUCCUUUUAAUGGAAACUAAAAUUGCAAUUUUAAUAAGCAGAAUUUCCUCCAGGACUUUCUUCCUGGAGACUAGUGCAUUUGCAAGGUUUAAUUGUUUUAUAACAGUCCUAUUUCAUAAAAGUUUUUAAUUGGUGGUGACAAAAAUUGUCUUACUCCUUUGAUACCCAGUUAGAAGAAUAACUUUAGGAGUAGCUUUCUACCAAAUUUGACAUUUCCAUACAGAUAAUUCUAUUCUAAAACUACAAAAUAUUCACUUUAUUAAAAUGUAUUUUGAUGAAUAAAUAGCAUAUUGUCCCAUAUAAUUUUAGAAGCAAAAUAUUCCUAUAAAGAAGCAAAGGUUACUGAUAAAUAUUCCUAAAUGUUUAAGUGUGCUAGUUUAGUGGAGAAUUUUUUUGCACGCUUCUGUAGCAGUAUACAGGUGGCAGUUUUGUUUUGUUUUUCAUUUUCUGAAUAGAAUUUUCAAACAUACACCAAAAAGAGCAGAAUGAUUUAGGGAGCCCCCAUGUAUUGGUAACCCAUUUUAUCUAUGUAGCAGCUCAUGGCCAAUGUCUGUUUACUUCCAAAUUGAGGCAAAUAUUAAGUUGUUGAUUUCAGUAAUUGUCUCUAAAAGAUGGCAAAAACAAAACAAACCAAAACAAAAACCCAGAACACCUCACACCUUGACAUUCCAUAGUAUCAAUGCUAACAUGUUUAACAAGAUGAAAAUCUGUACACAUAACAUAUGUCCUACUUUCAUUUUAAAGCCAUUCAUUUAUAACAGGCAUGUAACAUGACAAAUAUGCAACGUGAAAAGUGUCCAUAAUUUUGUCCUUUAACAGCAACAAUUAUUAAAGAUUUGGCACAUAUCUUCCACCUUGAUUUUGGACACAUAAGCCAACAGUAGUUUGUUUUUAAAACAAGAAUGGAGUUAUAUGUUACUUUUGCAACAUUUUUUCCAUUUGAACUUAGAAGUUUCUUACAUACUUCCUACUUCCUAAUACUGUGUCUUCAGUUUUUUGCUAUUUCAAAAACAAAGCAUUCACGGGCUGUCAGGGUUUAUUGUUUUAAUUGGACACAUGAAAAUAAUACAUUUUUGAGGGGUACCAUGUGAUAUUUUGAUAUUUGUAUACAUUGCAUGAUGUUCCAAUCAUUACAGUAUCUAUUUUGUCAACCAUUUAUCCUCAUUAAGGUCUUUUUCCCCUAGUAUGCUCUUAAAGUAUUUCUACACAACAGAUUUCUGAUAUGCAGACUGUAAGGUUGUGGACAUUUAAAAAAAUGUUGCCAUGAAGGAUAUAUCCUAGCUGACAGUACUCUAUUUGCCUUGUUAAUUUUUGCAGUUCUAAUAGAUUUUUGUAGAUGCUGUUUGUGAACUUAAAUUUUGUUUCUUUAUAAGUUGAAUAUAAUUUCAAAAGCUUAAUAAUAUGUUUUUACUGUGAAAUGUCAUUUAAUGUCCUUUGUCCAUUUCUCUGUUACAAGUGUUGUGUGAGUGAGAGUAAAUAAUACUAUAUAUAUGUACAUAGACAUAUCUACACAGACAUAAAAUUAUAUGAUGUUCUCUAGAUGCAUAUAUUAGUCCUUUGUGUUUUCUGUCCAUUAUUUUUAAAAUUUUGUUUAUAUAGUCAAAAUUGUGACUUGUGACCUCCAUAACUAGCAAAAUUAUAAAAAAUAUCCCUCAUCUUUACUCUGAUUUCAUAAGACUUACUAUACAUGAUAUGAUUUCUGGCAUUAAUUUCUUUCCUAUUUGUAUAACCAGUUGCUUAAGCAUCAGUUAUUAAAUAAACCAUUCUUCCAAUUAA
This is a messenger RNA of Ochotona curzoniae (black-lipped pika), 5342 nucleotides long. RefSeq names its product SS18 subunit of BAF chromatin remodeling complex (gene SS18). The record is from RefSeq and is a predicted model, not a curated record. The coding region runs from base 204 to 1457 and encodes 417 amino acids. Gene Ontology annotation, biological process: positive regulation of transcription by RNA polymerase II. NCBI's taxonomy places the organism in Eukaryota, Metazoa, Chordata, Mammalia, Lagomorpha, Ochotonidae. The transcript has 11 exons. Gene Ontology annotation, cellular component: nucleus. Gene Ontology annotation, molecular function: transcription coactivator activity.